This is a messenger RNA of Eremomyces bilateralis CBS 781.70, 2420 nucleotides long. RefSeq names its product YL1-domain-containing protein. The transcript has a single exon. The coding region runs from base 203 to 2281 and encodes 692 amino acids. The record is from RefSeq and is a predicted model, not a curated record. Gene Ontology annotation, molecular function: ATP-dependent H2AZ histone chaperone activity. Gene Ontology annotation, biological process: chromatin remodeling; regulation of DNA-templated transcription. Gene Ontology annotation, cellular component: nucleus. NCBI's taxonomy places the organism in Eukaryota, Fungi, Ascomycota, Dothideomycetes, Eremomycetales, Eremomycetaceae.
CCAACGGACGCAUUUGAACGACUUGGAGAUGGCAAGCUCCCCUUCGCCUUCGAUCAACUCAUCCACGUUUCAAUCCAUUUCGGAUCCACGUCACCCUCGAGCCAUUUCCGAGGACGUCAACAACCUCGAACUAAAAAUGCAACCGCUUCAGCGAUAAUUCUCCAACACAACAACUCCAUUCCCUCCACAUCCACCAUUCACCAUGUCCGACGACGACGACCGCUCCGCCUCUUCCUCUUCGGAGGAAGACAACGGCCCCUCCAUGGUCGUCUCCCGCUCGCGCCGCUCCAAUGCUGGCAACCUCAUGUCCCGCCUCCUCGCGCUCGAAGAGUCCGAACAAGCCGCGCAGACCGAGUACGAUUCCAUGUGGCAAGAGGAGGCUGAUGACCAGGAGUUCGGCGGCGAAGCGGCCGAAGACCAAGGCGACAUCUCGCUCGAGUCGUCGAGCGAUGAGGACGAGGACGAGGGCGAGGGCGACGAGGAGGCGGGGGAGCGUGAGUUGAAGAAGCAGGAGCGCGCGGAGGGGACGGGGAAAAAGCGGAAGAGGGGGACCGUGUUUCAGCAGGUGGUGCCACGAAAGAAGGUGAAAGCCGCCAUGCCGCCGGGUACGGGGCCCGCGAGCGAGGGACCCGUUGAAGCGGCCGACGCGCCGCCGAAGAAGAAGCCGGAGCGCGUCUCCUGGCUGCCGACGGAUGCGGACGGACCCAAGCGCGUGUCCUCGCGCAAACUCGCGCAGAUGAACCGCGUCGAGACGCAGGAACGCCUCCAAGAAAAGGAGAAGCACCGUCUGCGCACCCUCGCGAUCAUGCAAGCGGCCGAAGCGCGGCGCGACCGGGAGAAGCCCAAAGCGAUGACGCAGGCCGAGCACCUGGCGGAGGCGGCGGCUGUGGAGCGGCAGAACAGCAACAGUCUGAACCGGUGGGAGGAGGCGGAGAAGAUGCGGAUGGAGGAGCAGGCGGCGAAGUUGGAAGCGAUGAAGAAUCGGAAGUUGGAGGGGGCGUUUGUGAGGUAUUGGAGCGGGCCGGCGGUAUGGAUGGGGGAGGAGAUAAAGCAUGUGGGGAAAGAUGGGGAUGUGAAGGCGAUUGAGGAGGCGGAGAUCAAGAAGCAGGAGGCGGAGAUCAAGAAGCAGCAGACUGCUGUGACAGUACCGUCGGCUCCACCGGUUGCGCAACAUCCGUUGGAAUCCGGAUCCGUCGUCGCAGGACCUAUGGACAUCGACGAGAAUCCAGUACAACCAUCCCACACGGAUAUCGAGCAAGCUACGACCGGGGCAGAUCACGGCGCGACUGGCCCCACGCAGAUUACAGCCGCCGAUGAAUUUCUCGAGGGGAUCGAGUAUUGGGCCUCACUUCCAGAUAAGCAAGGACCUGUCCAACCGGUCAUCGAUCCUCCGCCAAAACCAGACUCGCCAAAACCAGACUCGCCAAAACCAGACUCGCCAAAGCCAGAUUCGCCAAAGCCAGACCCGCCGCAACCUAUGUCUCAGCCACAGAGUAUCGAACGAGAUCAAAACACUUUGGACGUACAGCAGCAGAUGUCAAGCGCUUCUCCAAUUGCUCCUCAAGCUCCCGAAGGACUGCCAGACGUAUCUCUACAACCGCCUCAAGUCACGGAAGAACAGCCAGUUCCCUCCCAACCGCCAGCUCAAAUCCCACAAGAGCCUUCCGCAUCGACCCUACCAUCCCCUCCACCCAAACAAGAGCUUCCAAUCCCUCCCCCCCCACCCGCCAUUCUCGCAACCCGCAACCUCAUUACCGUCGUCACCCCCGACCUCCCCACACCUCCCACCCCCCCCUCCAAAACUUCCAAACCCUCCAAACACGAACCCCGCGACACCCUUGCCCUCCUCAAGCUACUCCUCUCCUACGACCCCUCCAACCCGCGCGCCCUCCCCCCCCCGACCAAACCCCCCAAACGCCCCAAAGCCACCGCCACCGCUGCCACCGCCCUCUCCGCCGCCGCCACCGACGCGUCCCAUAUAUCAAUGGAACCCUGCAUCAUCACCGGCACGCCCGCGCACUUCCGCGACCCGGGCACCGGGCUGCCGUAUGCGGAUGCGCGCGCGUAUCGGCUGUUGAAGAGCGUGUUGGCGGGGGGGUGUCGGUGGAGUGCGUUGUUAGGGUGUUAUGUGGGGACGGUAGUGACGGGAGGGAGGGGUGCGCCAGCGGCGGGGGUGCCGGGAUGGUUUGCGGAUGGGACGGUAGCGGAGGAGGGGGAGGAUGGGACGGGAGGGGGGGCGGUUGGGGCGAAGGAUGGGAAGAAGGAGGUAGUGGUGGCGUAGGGCUGGUUGAUCUGGAUAGAGAGAAUACCCGAGUCGAGUGGGCUGGUGGAUUGGAGUUGAUGAACGCGAGCAAAUGGUUGAGUUGAGACUAUAUCAAGUCACAUGUGAAAGUUGUAUAGCAUGUAUGGCGUUAAUCAUA